UUAGUUACGUCGAUUAUACAGCAAGCGCUGUAGUCGAUUUUUUUGCUAUUUCAAUAGAUAAAAAUGCUGUAGUAAAUUAAUUUGAGCUGUAAAUUGAGUAAGAAAUGACGGCGUGUGCCGUUCAAAAACAUUUGUCGCCAAUUAGCUACGGAAUGUUUCGUGCUUACAAGGAACCGCAGCCAUACAUUGGUGACUUGUGUAAAAGUUUACCUCCCCUGCCAGGAUAUAUCAUCCCCGGUUUAGGACGUUCACGAUGUUCACUAUGGGGAGAAGAUGAUGGACGAGCGCAUUUCGGUUAUACCAGAUACCGCAAUAGCUAUGACUUCUGCCACCCAAUACCUGAUAACCCGGAGUAUUUAAAACAUCAAGGUUACAUGUUCCCCAAACCAAAUGAGCUAGAUUUGACAGUACUGAGGCAUCCUUCCACAAAUGCCAGGCGAAGGGUUCCGAGAGACUCGACAUGGGAGGUGUUUCCGAAAAAUAACGCAUCAAGACUUCAAGACGGUCGGAGCGUUCUUGGGGACGCAACACGAAGAGCAAUUGAAGACAAUGUCACAAGAUUAUAUAGAACUACACGUACCAGCAGUACAUUUCAAGAUACAUCUGACUUUAUGAUGGCUAAAGCACAACGUGACGCUCAGUAUCGCCUUUCUAAGGGCCAUGGCUAUAUUGAAACCCCUACUUGUAGUCGGAUUCACAAUCACCCGGAUCCAUGUCAUUAUUGUUGGUAUGGCGGUUGCAACAAAGACUUUGAGACAAAACUAGCCGAGUUCCAGUCUAAACUAUACGAUUCAGACGAGACUGGUUACGUUGGCGGUAAAACUGAAAAUACUUCUGCUCAGAAAGAUGACCUUGACCAUGCACAUAAAAACAAUUUCAAUACGACAAACGGUCCGGGAAUCUUGGAGACUCAAACACAGGUUUGUGGUUGCUUAAAUGAUACGUGUAGUAUAUGUAUGAAGAAUAAAACAGGCAUGGAUACCCGAAAAGGUGUUAUUCAAGGACAGGGAGAAAACGCAAAAGCAGAUGACAAGACAAACGAGUGUGCCCAAGCUGUUAACAAAGAUACAUUUGGUCCUUGGCAAGACUCCUUGAAAGAAACAUGUUGUACUGAAGAACCGCCAAUCUUGACAAAUAAUUAUCGGUUCAAACUUCCGUCGUCUGCUUAUUGUCAGAACGCACAGCACGAGUACGAGUCUGACCUAAUUUCCCAACAGUAUAAACCUAUUCCAUUUGAUCAAAGGGAGUUAUUAUGGCGAGCAAAUGAAGAGUCGACUAAAGAGCAAAGGGCACACAAUUACAUGCAGGAAGUUCCUUUAUCGUUUGUCCAGCCAGUUUGGAAGCAGAAAUCUCUCAAUAGCUGGACUAACAGAGAUGAGAACAAUCUACGAAUACCCUGUAUUACAGACAUCAUUGGUAGCUCUCGAAAAACUGAUGCACAUAGAAGAUACCAUUUAGAACACCCGGAACUUGUUUCUGACCUCCGUGAUAACAGAAGGUAUGCAAAACGUGUACAUUUCCACGGUUAUAGUUCAUCUGUGUUCCGCUGAUAUCGCAUUUACUGAUUUAGUUCUAAUUCUUUUGGCUCAUAUAACAUUCUUUUGGCUCAUAUAACAUUCUUUUGGCUCAUAUAACAUUAUAAAGCAUUUAAAAUAGAAAACUCUUCUUUGUUUUCGUUCAAUAUCCAGAUUCUUUUUGUAUGCUCUUUGCAGCCUCGAUGAGUUCCGUGAAUGGCAUACUUAGCUCAAAGAAAAGGGAAAAUAUUAAUACAAACAAUCAUUUCUAGCGACAUUAAGACAUUGCACCCGAAAUCGUGAAUGUAUUAAAACCAAAGGGCAAUUUCACUUUUACACAUUUUACUUUUUAAAGUUUAAGCCUAAAACAGUUUUUCUAUACAUGGUGUAAUGUAAGAGUUACUGUCCAAAACCACGCCCCAUCCAAUUCACCUAUAGACUUAGACAGAUUUCAACAGUACAUAUAUUAAAAUUUCAUUGAAGUACAUAUAUUAAAAUUUCAUUGAAGUACAUAUAUUAAAAUUUAGCAUACGCAGAUGUGUUCAUAUCACAGUUAUCAUGAAAAUCCGCAUUAAGUUCCUACAUGAGAAAACAAACGGUGGGAUUAUAAAAAGUAAGAUUGAGAGAUGAUUAGAUGUAAUUAAGCCUGCGUGAAACAUUUAAGUCGUAUUGGCCGUCCUUCAUAGAUCGGAAACAUAACAUCUAUGGUUGACGUUCACAGUUUUGUGGAAUGUGUUCCCUUCAUCGCUGAAAUAAAGGAUGUUUCCUUAUGAACAGCUCUCGUUUAUUGUUGACAGUACUAUCGUCCUACUGGCAUGGCUAGUUUAUGUUCUAGAGUCACAAAAAUUAUCUCAUGUAAGAUAAGUACCAUUUAUGCAAAAUCAUUAUUAUUAUUCGUGAGGCACUAAUUUUCUUGGUUUUCGUGGAAAGGCCAAUUCACGAAAUUAAGACCCAACGAAAUUUUAUUUCGUCUGCUGGCAGAUUAUUUUGUAUUACUUUAUUUACACUUUCCAUUUUGAAAAAAAUAAA
This is a messenger RNA of Ruditapes philippinarum (Manila clam), 2543 nucleotides long. RefSeq lists its product as uncharacterized. The record is from RefSeq and is a predicted model, not a curated record. NCBI's taxonomy places the organism in Eukaryota, Metazoa, Mollusca, Bivalvia, Venerida, Veneridae. The transcript has 7 exons. The coding region runs from base 105 to 1550 and encodes 481 amino acids.